GAGAAACCUCUUCGCAACAAAGGACACACCAUUUACACCUUUUCCUCUUCGUGACGUAUGCUUUUGCUCUUGAACACGACUCACUUGUUCAAUCCUCGCUUUACUACUUUUCUUUAUUGUCACUUCUGGACGGCCAACUGCUUUCAACUUUUCAUCACAUUUCGAGACCACUUCACCAGGAUUGUGAUAUCGACUCCAUAUCUUGGAAAAAUCCGGUCUCUACCCAAGACUUGUUGACCAGAAACCAUUCAAGACUUAGACUCAAUCACCUCGCAUCAUUCAUAACGUUAACAAUCACAAAGCCUUGAAACCAAAUCAUCCAGGAUCAUUUCAGGCCUGUCAUGUCAGAAACACCCCGAGUUGUUCCUCUUACCUGUCAUGGGCACUCUCGUCCUGUCACCCAUUUGAGCUUCUCGUCUAUCGUCGACGAUGACCAGUACUAUCUCAUCUCCGCCUGUAAAGAUAACAAUCCCAUGCUGAGAGAUGGUAUCACCGGCGACUGGAUCGGCACUUUCAUCGGCCAUAAAGGCGCUGUCUGGUCGUCGAGGCUGUCAUCAGAUGCCAGACUCGCAGCUACAGGCUCCGCUGAUUUUACCGCGAGAAUCUGGGAUCCACAGACCGGUGAAUGCCUUAACAUCCUCGAGCACAACCAUAUUGUCCGCUCUGUCGCGUUUCCUAUACAAAACAAACCACAAUGUGUCGCAACUGGUGGGCAGGAUAAGAGGCUCAAAAUCUUCGAUCUAACGAGAGGGGGCAGUGCCGCGUCGCCUACACAAGCCGAUUCUUCUUCUCUAGUGACCCCGCGCAAGACUUCUGAAGGCCUCGAAAUUGGAAUAGGUGAACAUGGGGGAACGAUCAAGUCUAUCAUCUGGAACGUUGACUACAACAUCUUGACAAGUGCGUGCGAGGACAAGACCAUUCGCUGGUGGGAUCUCCGAACUCAGCGCAUGAUCACAAGCUACAAGACCGAGCGUGACAUUGGCUCAUGUGAACUAUCCACACACCAAUCUGGUGACCCUAACCCAGGCAUCAUCAGUGUUUCAAUCGGUCAUUCUGCCUUGUUCUUCGAUGCUGGACGUCCAGGCGAACUAAUCAAACAAGUCAACUUUGACCAUGAUAUCUCAAGUGUGGCAAUCAAUGCUACAAAUGGUCGCUUCGUCACAGGCGGGGCCAAUCAGACAUGGGUCCAUGUUUGGGAUUUUGAACAAGAGAAGGAACUAGAAGUUCUCAAGGGCCACCAUGGACCAAUUUGGUCAUCAUCUUUCUCUCCCGAUGGCAAGCUAUUUGCGACUGGGAGUGAAGAUGGUACGAUCAAAUUGUGGAAGGCCUGCAAAGAGCCAUAUGGACUUUGGCGAUGAACUUUUCAGAUGGCUACUGCCGUACAUUUCUGACGGAGGACAGAAACGGUCACCUAAGUGAGAACACUCCCUCUCGUGGGCCAUUCCAAAAGCUCCAUGCGUUCUCAUCUCUAACGAAAUCCACUAUCAUUCAGUCCCAAUUCACACCUACACGCUCCCACCAAACACUACACGACAGACUAGGACGAUACCCCGAUCGAUGUCCCUGGAGCUGAAGCUCUUAACCCCUUCACAUAGAGUUCAUAAGAAGCGGCAUCCGAAACAGCUACUCAUUAACUCAAUAAUUCGUCUUUCGCAAUUCAGAGAUAUUGAAGCACCGGUGGGGGGAGGGCUCGAUGGAAAAUCGGUUUGUUCGGGUCAAGAAAUCAACAAGAAUCAACUCGACGCUGCGACUCAAAACAACCGAAAAAGGGAACAAGAGGACUUGGUUGGAAUCGAAAAUUAUGGCGAUGGGCAAGAAAAGAAUUUUUUGCCUAAAUCGCUGACUUCAAAAUGUCUCAUUAUCAGUCAUGUCAAAACUGUCACAAAGUGGAAAGUCAGACAUGGCCAGGUAACACGAAACAAAAAGCUGCUGUGGUGUGCGCUCAUGGCUUAUGGAUCGACGGAACUGGGAAGCAUCGGAGCUUGGUAUCAUUGGUAAAAACAUCUUGUGCCUGGACCUGAACCCUGCAGCAAAGCUUGGGGCAGGGAUUUGGGAAGAGCUUGGGGACUGCCGAACGGGAGCUUGGGAUUCAACCCGAAGCAAAAGUUCCGUGUGUGGACUGAGCCCACACAUACCAAAACUCGUAUCCUCAUGCUCAAGAGUCAAGGGGGAAUAACGAAGCCAAUUGAUCCAAAAGACAGCGCAUGAGUAGAAGUAGCCAUAACAUGCGAG
This is a messenger RNA of Exophiala oligosperma, 2232 nucleotides long. RefSeq lists its product as uncharacterized. The record is from RefSeq and is a predicted model, not a curated record. Bases 342 to 1358 code for a protein of 338 amino acids. The transcript has 6 exons. Gene Ontology annotation, molecular function: RNA binding; protein binding. NCBI's taxonomy places the organism in Eukaryota, Fungi, Ascomycota, Eurotiomycetes, Chaetothyriales, Herpotrichiellaceae. Gene Ontology annotation, cellular component: SMN complex. Gene Ontology annotation, biological process: spliceosomal snRNP assembly.